Entrophospora candida is the source of this 484-nucleotide messenger RNA. Lineage: Eukaryota; Fungi; Glomeromycota; Glomeromycetes; Entrophosporales; Entrophosporaceae. The record is from the annotation of a GenBank genome assembly.
AAUGACAUUGGCUCAAUUUAAGGAAACAACAUAUUAUAAGAAAUUGUCAAAAUGCAAUGCUCAAGAUGAUUUUAACCAUCCCCAAAAUAAAAACAUUGUAGAAGAAAGCAAGUAUUCUUUCUUAGAAUGGGCUUAUCAUGAAAAAUGUAAAAUGCAAAUUGAAAAAGAGGCCAAAGAACUUAAUCCAGAUAUAAAAGAUGAUGAACUAAAACAAAUGAAUGUUGAUUUACAACAGGAACGAUUUUUAUUAUUCUUAGAAAGAUAUCAUCAAGAAAUGAAAAUAAGUUUGAAAGAUAUGAAUAAGAAACUAGAUGAGGUCAGGACCUCUGUAUUAAAUCUUACUGAAACAAUUCCACGAAUGAAUGAGAAAACACCUCGAGUUUUUAUAAUGGUACCUGAACGUCGUGAGUUUAAAAAUCCAAUGUCAUGGUACACAAAUCCAUUCAGAAUGUAUUUUGUAUGUGAACACAAUAAUAAUUGGCAU